AUGACCCAAUCAACACAAAAGACUAUUGGAAGCAUUCAAACAAUCAUUCUCUAUCGAAAAAGGCCUUGUAGAGAACAAAAUUUUAGCAAAUGGAAAAAACAAAAACGCAGCUUUUCUCCUUGCCUAGGAUUUUCUGUUGUUGGAGGUGUGGAUUCGCCUAGAGGGCCGAUGGGGAUUUUUGUUAAGACAAUAUUUCCUAAUGGAUUAGCUGCGAGAAGUGGACUUUUGAGGACGGGUGAUGAACUUCUCAGUGUUUGCGGUAUUCCUCUACAAGGAAUGACUCAAGCAGAAUCUCUGCAAGUUUUUCACAACACCACAAAGUGUACAGAAGUUAUAUUAUGCAUAAGAAGAUCAUACCUCCCUUUCAAUAAAUUUAACAAAUUUAACAACACAAAAUUUGUUAAUGACUUAACAAAAUUUAAUCAGGCAUUUUUGGCGGAUAAUAAUAUAGAGGGAGUGGAUUUGAGAGAAGGGAGAGGUUCUUUAAAACGACAAAUAUCAACUAGUGCUAGGAGCGAUAAAGUAAGAGGCUUCUCCCUUAUAAUAGCCUACAAUUAG
This is a messenger RNA of Meloidogyne enterolobii, 558 nucleotides long. The record is from the annotation of a GenBank genome assembly. Lineage: Eukaryota; Metazoa; Nematoda; Chromadorea; Rhabditida; Meloidogynidae.